UUGUCUGCUUAUUGAAGUUUGGGUGUGUUGAUCGGCAAUAUCUCUUCUUUCUCUCUAUUUUACCCCUUUUGUUUAAUGAGCAUUUGGAAGCAAAUGUUCUUUUUUCAAAUCUUUUUUAGAUCUUCCUAUAUUUAUUUCCAACCGUUUUAAAAGUAGAAGAAAAAAAAAGAUUUGGACUUUUCUUUUAUCUCUUUUUUAGCACAGCUGCAACAGAAAAAGAAAAGUCUUGCUUGAAUCGAUUCCCUCCCUUUUAUAUAUUAUUUUUAUAUCAUCUACCUAUAUUUUUCUUCUGCCAACCUUUUUCUUUUGAUUUUCUCUUUUUCUUCUCCUUUGUGCCGAUCAUUAAAAAAAUUAAAACUGGCGACAUCAUGUCCAAACCUCCCAGCCGGGACCGGGAAAUGUACUUACCCGGUAGCACGGCAUCUUUACCAAAGAAGAAAACGGGUCAAAGUUCUUCAUCUUCUACCCUUCCUUUGCCUCCUGGAGCUAUUUCUCCAGAGCAACAAUUUUAUUAUCUUCGUCUUAUGGCCAAACCUGGGCAAAGACCUCCAGAACCUAUAAAAAUAAAAUUUCCGCGUUGGCCAAAUGUUGAGGGUAGUGGUCAACAACCUUCAUCCUCCAGAAUUGUUGAGGAGCAUUUAGAGGAUCAAGCGAUGGCCGUUGUUCGAACAGUGGGACAAGCAUUUGAGUUGUGCAACCGUCUAAGUCAAGAACAAAACAAAGAAAGGCAACUUUUGGAAGAAGAAAGGGCAAUGGAUUCAGCUUUUGCUGCUGCUAGUUCAAGCUCUCUAAGAAAAAAGAACAGUAUUGGAACUGAAAGUGAUGAACAACAACAACCUUUAGAAAGGAGAAUGACCACAAAAGAAUCUCCAUCUCAUAAUUCUCCUAGAAGUGGACAACAAAAAAGGCAGUCGAUUUUUGUCCCAAAACGAAUGACUGUUGAAGAAGAAGACGAGGAGGAUGAUGGAAAUGAAGAGGACGAUGAAAGGGAAGGUUCUGAAUCGACUACAGACAAUUUGGACAUCCCUGGACCUUCAACAUCUUCAUCAGCCCCGAGGCAGUCAAUUAUUUAUGAAAGAAGUUCGCCUGUUAAAGCUGUUGUAGAUUAUAGUCAAGUGCCUCCCAAUGUUAUUCCUGCUAAUGUUGCUGCUGUUAUUAACAGUGGUGCAGCGAGGCAUAGCGGAGCCUCUUCAUCUCCUUCAUUGGCAUUCCACGCGACUGCUAUCCCUCAACAACAACAGCAACUUUCAAAUUCAACUAAUCCUCUUCAAACUGCUGCUACAUCAACUUAUCCUCUUCCUCAACAACUUCCUUCAAAUUUGUGGAACAUUCCAAUGCAGCAAUUAAAUCCUGCCCUUUUUCAAAAUCCAGCCACCAACAUUCCUCUUCCUCAACAAACUUUUCAAACCGUCCCAUCAACUUCAACACAAUUUUUGGGAGGUCAACAACAACAACUUCCUUCUCUUUAUUCAAUGAUUUCCCCAACAACAGUAUCUAUUCAUUCUCCUCUCCUUCUCAGUCCUUACGCAACUCUACAAAUUCCUGCACCAGCAACAGCUUCUCUUCCAAGCACAUCAUCAGAUGUUGCAGCUAAUACAAACCUUUUAAUUAAUGACUUAUCUUCACCAACUGAAGCUCAAAGACAAUUAAUUAGAGCCCAAUUAGAACAAGCACAACAACAGGCACAAGUUGCUGCUUGUCAAGUUCAGUUACUUCGAGAUCAGUUAAAUUCUGAAACAACUGCUAGACUUGAAGCACAAUCAAAAACACAUCAAUUAUUAAAUUCUAAUAGAGAGUUAUUAGAGCAAGUUCAAAAUUUGGUUAAUCGUCUUCAACUUGUUGAAAAUAGAAUGACUGAAGGUUUAACGAGUAAUCGAUUGGCAAAUGAUGUUCGACAUAUCGAAAAAAGUGUUGCUGAACAACAGCAAAGUCCUCAACUUAGGCCUCCACAACUGCUUCAACCUGAAUUGAGUGAAAUACAAUUAAAAGAACAACAACAAAAUUUGACAGAAUUAAAGCCUAUCCAAUUAAAAAAACUUUUACCUAGAAGAACAAAUUCUGUUCAUGGUGAAGAGCCUACAACAACAAGUUUAGCAUUUCAUGAAGAUAAUCCACCACAAAAAGAGGGAGGAAGGAGAAAACAACAACAGCAACAUCGAACAACUUUUGUUAGUGGAACAACCUUGGAUUCAGCGGAAACUGAUUCUGAUGAAGAUGAUUCUGCUAUUGAUAAACAUUCAUCAUCAAAAGAAGCGGUAGCCCCAACAACAACAACAAACCCUUCAACAACUUCCUCUUCUUCCCUUUUAAAACGUUUAGUUCCUUCAAUGCCCGGUUCAUCAGUAUUAGCAUUAGGAAUGCCUCUAUUAGGAAUGCCGUUACAACAAAUGGCAAAAAAUUAUUCUUCACAGCAACAUUCUGGAAGUCCUCCAUAUCAACAACAACAAAAACAACAAAGAAAAAAUAGUUAUAGUCAACCACCGGGAGGAGGAGGCACAACAACAAAUUUAAGGCCUAUAACAAUACCUAAUGAUGGUAAAAAGAAUUUAAGACGGUUCUCUCUUCAAGCAUCAGAAUUUGAUCCGAGUGAAUUAUUGCAUCAUAAACAACAUAAAAAAGGGCCUGUUUCAAAAGGAAUUUUUGAUAAAAAAAUGGAAUUUAAAAGAAUGUCUUUCAACACAAACCCAAACAAAAAAUCUUCUGAAGAUAAAAGUUUAAUUAGUGUUCCUGACAAGGAUUGUGAAAGCAUCUGUGCUGACACUACACUUUCUGAUUUACUUCCUCCAAGUGAAAGGAGAAAUUCUCGUUCUUCACCAGAUAAAAAAACUGUUUCGCCUGGAUCACAAAGGAGAAGAAGUUCGGCAAGUUUGCAUAGUAAUACAACUGCUACAUUUGGGAAGAAAUGAUUGAAAGGAAAAAUUUUUUCUUUUAAAAUGCUCAAAAAAUUAUUUUUUGUUAAAUUUUUGUGGUGAUGAUACUCUUCUCUUUUUCUCUCUCUCUCAAAAAAAUAUAUAUUUUUUUAUUGCCUUAAUUCUCAUAAUUUUUUCUUUGGUUUAAAAACACAAAAUUAAAACUCACUUUUUUUGCUCAAAAAAAAUUUUUUUAUUUUUAUAUUUGUUGAUUGUAUUUUUGAUAAAUCAUUUUAUAUAUUUUGUGUUUACUUUGUUUUAAUCGGUUUAAAUUAUCCUGUAUAUUUUUUUUCUAUAAUUUUUUAACAAAUGAGGAGUGAGGUUUUAAGUAUUUCUUUGUUAAAUUUUGUUGAAUUUAAGUACGAAGAUUAGAAAAUCUGCUUGUAUAUGUUUCAUGGUUGAGUGGGUUACGUGUCAAAUUAACAGCGUUAAAGGUUGAAGGUUCGAGUCCAGAUGAGGUUGUCUUUUUUUAUUUAUUUUUAAAUUUUUAUUGUUUCAUUUUUCUUGUGGGGGUAAAGGCUCCAGAUUUUCAGAUAAUUUUUUUAUCUAAUCUCCUUUUUUGUCUAGAACGUUAAAAACGUUUAAAAAAUCCCCUCUUCAGUUUAACUUUAUUCCUUUUCAAACUAUUUUCGAUUUUCAUUCCCAAAGGACCGGGUCAUCUAAAAAAGACUUCUUUUUUAGCCCUUACCCCUAAACAAAAAGAAUGAGAGCUUUUCUCAUUUCCCAGCCGAUAUAGAGUUAAAUUUAUUUUUAACGUUAAAGAAGAAAUAGUGUAUAAAAAUGAGAGAGAGGUUAGAGAAAAGUUGUGUGUUAGAGUAAUGCUUUUACUAUAAAAAGAAUUGAAAGCAACAACAAAAUAAAUAAAAGAGGCACAUACUCAGUCAUUCAUGCACUCGUGCCAGAGCUUCUGUGUGUGUGAAAAAGAAAAUGUGAGGGGAAUCUUCUCAUAUAAAAGUUAGGGAGGGUGAAAGGGCAUUUUUUGUGUGUGUGACUGGAAGUCUUUAUUGUCCAUAAAAUAUUUUUUUUCGUUUUUUUGAAUAGCUUCCGCUUCUUUUAUACACACAAACAUCGUGACAGCAGUUCAAAAACAUUUUUAUUACCAGCCAAGUAUUUUAUAGCCAAUUAAUUUUUAAUUUAAUAGAACCACUUGAUUUUUUUUUUCUAAUCAAAACAAACUUGAGAAAACAAAAGAAAAAAGGUUUUUUGCUUUUAU
Messenger RNA from Meloidogyne enterolobii, 4122 nucleotides. The record is from the annotation of a GenBank genome assembly. NCBI's taxonomy places the organism in Eukaryota, Metazoa, Nematoda, Chromadorea, Rhabditida, Meloidogynidae.